AGAACACAUAAAUCGAACUUCGUUAAAUAUGGUCGGCAUGCAAGUAUGGCGAAGCGCGUUAUUAAUGGGUGACUUUAUCUUGGAAAACAGAGAUAUUUUCACCAAUGAUCAAAUUGUAUUGGAACUCGGCUCUGGAGUAGGAUUGACUGGUAUUGUAGCUGCUAUGUGUUGCAAAGAAAUCAUUUUUACAGAUAUCAACAACAAAGAAAUAUUGUCAACGAUUGAAAAAAACAUAAACUUAAAUCAAGAUUUAAUCGUCAGUCGAACGACAKUCAUGCCGUUGAACUUCAAUGAACCUGAAUUAUUGUCUGAGGCAUUAUGCGAGAAGUUAAAAAAUAUACAAAUUAUAAUAGCUGCAGAUGGUUCGUUAAAGUAUGUAUUCAGUUCAGUCGAUUUGGAAGUUUGCGCUCCAUGUUACGAAUAUUUCAUUGAUUUGUUAUCACAAAAUAACAAUUGGUGUCAAGUUCAACUAUUAGAUUGCAAUUUUCCRCAAUACUUUCAGUAUAACAAAGCCAAAGAAUUAGUAAUAUUCAAAUUAACCGCCAAUCAUUCCGUGUAA
Diuraphis noxia (Russian wheat aphid) is the source of this 559-nucleotide messenger RNA. RefSeq names its product methyltransferase-like protein 22. NCBI's taxonomy places the organism in Eukaryota, Metazoa, Arthropoda, Insecta, Hemiptera, Aphididae. Gene Ontology annotation, molecular function: protein methyltransferase activity. Gene Ontology annotation, cellular component: nucleus. Gene Ontology annotation, biological process: protein methylation. The record is from RefSeq and is a predicted model, not a curated record.